AUGCGCAUGUCGAUCCCAAAGUACAAUGUCAUUGUACAGCCGAUUACCGAUCUGCUAGAGUCGGUGUACAAGGCGGCUGGUGGACGCACUCGACAGAAGGUGGCCAAAGUUGUGUUGGCCGACGUGGGAUGGAACGCUGAGCAUGUAGCGUGCCUCACAAGUUGCAAGGAUGCCCUGGGCCAUGUGGUGACCCUCGCCCAUCCAAAGCCGGAGCGGCUUAUUUGUGUGUUCGCCGACGCCAGCGAUUUGCAUUGGGGCGGCGUAGUGACUCAAAUUCCUCACGAUCAGGUGGAUCGUGAAUUGGACGCGCAAGACCAUGAGCCGCUGAUGUUUCUGAGCGGCGCAACGAUGGGCUAUCACUACCUGUUUCACAAGCCCGAUGGAUUUGCGUUGUUCACUGACCACGCAAACCUCAAGUUCAUUUUCAACCCGGCCAGUUUGUACAAUCCCGAAGUACACUACAGCGAAACUCGAUCGCUGGGCGCUACUACUCAUGGGAUUUCACCGUUGCGAAAUGGCGAAUUCACUUGGCCAACCAUGGCCGAGAUCGUGGAUGCUCAAGUCCAAGCCGUUGGAAAAGGAGAAUUUCCUGUCGCCAAGCUGGUGGAACAACAGGUGGAAGUGGGCGACAACUGCAUUUUUGAAAUUCAAAAUUUGGUGACGGGGGUGGUCCGUGAAGCCCACAGCAGUCGUCUCAAGUUUUAUGCCGACGACGCCUUGGAGGUGACGGAAGAACUGCUGCGCCACAUCGCGCACAACGCCGACGGACAUGUGGUCGAUCAUUUCCUCGACUGCCGCUACAACGAUCGAAUGGCCGUUUUUGAAGUGUGUGUGCGCUGGCGCGGCCUACAAGCAAUUGAAGACUCGUGGGAGCCGGCGGACAAUUUGUUGCCAACUGACUUCAAGCGCUACGUGCGCUCAAACAAGGCCGAUCCCCAAGUCAAGGCGAUGGCAACUGCGUUGGGCUUGACGCAAUCGUUGGGGGGGAUUGUUGCGAAUUUGACAUUCGCAGAACCCCUGAACCCCUCCCAAGAAG
Messenger RNA from Aphanomyces astaci, 1036 nucleotides. RefSeq lists its product as hypothetical. The record is from RefSeq and is a predicted model, not a curated record. The transcript has 3 exons. NCBI's taxonomy places the organism in Eukaryota, Oomycota, Saprolegniomycetes, Saprolegniales, Verrucalvaceae. The annotation marks the transcript as partial.